AUGUCCAACAGCAGCUCUGUGAGUGAGUUCCUCCUGCUGACAUUCACAGACACACGCGAGCUGCAGCUCCUGCACUUCGCGCUCUUCCUGGGCAUCUACCUGGCUGCCCUCCUGGGCAACGGCCUCAUCCUCACAGCCGUAGCCUGCGACCACCAUCUGCACACCCCCAUGUACUUCUUCCUCCUUAAUCUUGCUCUCCUCGACCUGGGCUGCAUCUCCACCACUCUGCCCAAAGCCAUGGCCAAUGCCCUGUGGGACACCAGGGCCAUCUCCUAUCAAGGGUGUGCUGCACAGGUCUUAUUUUUUGUUUUCUUGGUUGGAGCAGAGUAUUCUAUCCUCACAAUCAUGGCCUACAACCGCUACAUUGCCAUCUGCAAGCCCCUGCACUACGGGAGCCUCCUGGGCAGCAGAGCUUGUGCCCAGAUGGCAGUAGCUGCCUGGGGCAGUGGCUUUCUGUACAGUGUCCUGCACACGGCCAAUACAUUUUCCCUGCCCCUCUGUCGAGGCAAUGUUUUGGACCAGUUCUUCUGUGAAAUCCCCCACAUCCUCAAGCUCUCCUGCUCAGAUGCCUACCUCAGGGAGGCUGCGCUUCUUGUAGUUAGUUUCUGUUUAGCAUUUGCGUGUUUUGUUUUCAUUUCAUUUUCUUAUGUGCAGAUCUUCAGGGCUGUGCUGAGGAUGCCCUCUGAGCAGGACCGGCGCAAAGCCUUUUCCACGUGCCUCCCUCACCUAGCUGUGGUCUCUCUAACUCUCAGCACUGCCUUGGUUGCCUACCUGAAGCCCCCCUCCAUCUCUUCCCCAUCCCUGGACAUGGUGGUGUCAUUUCUGUACUCGGUGGUGCCUCCAGCAGUGAACCCCCUCAUCUACAGCAUGAGGAACCAGGAGCUCAAGGACGCCUUGUGGAAACUCAUUGGAUACAUGCUUCUUUUGCAUCAAUAG
Molecule: messenger RNA, 936 nt
Organism: Anas platyrhynchos (mallard)
Lineage: Eukaryota; Metazoa; Chordata; Aves; Anseriformes; Anatidae
Source: RefSeq, a predicted model, not a curated record